AUGGUGGUGGCUGCAGGUGGAGACGGGAGGGUGGUGCCUUGCAAGCCGAUGGUGGUGGCUGCAGGUGGAGACGGGAGGGUGGUGCCUUGCAAGCCGAUGGUGGUGGCUGCAGGUGGAGACGGGAGGGUGGUGCCUUGCAAGCCGAUGGUGGUGGCUGCAGGAAGAGACAGGAGGGUGGAGCUUUGCAAGCCGAUGGUAGUGGCUGCAGGUGGAGACAGGAAGGUGGUGUGUUGCAAGCCGAUGGUGGUGACUGCAGGUGGAGACAGGUGGGUGGUGCCUUGCAAGCCGAUGGUGGUGGCUGCAGAGGGAGACAGGAGGGUGGUGCGUUGCAAGCCGAUGGUGGUGGCUGCAGGUGGAGACGGGAGGGUGGUGCUUUGCAAGCCGAUGGUGGUGGCUGCAGGAAGAGACAGGAGGGUGGUGCGUUGCAAGCCGAUGGUGGUGGCUGCAGGUGGAGACAGGAGAGUGGGGCUUUGGAAGCUGAUGUUGGUGGCAGCAGGAGGAGACAGGUGGGUGGUGCCUUGCAAGCCGAUGGUGGUGGGUGCAGAGGGAGACAGAAGGGUGGUGCUUUGCAAGCCGAUGGUGGUGGCUGCAGGUGGACGAGGGAGGGUGGUGCUUUGCAAGCCGAUGGUGGUGGCUGCAGGUGGAGACAGGUGGGUGGUGCUUUGCAAGCCGAUGGUGGUGGCUGCAGGUGGAGACGGGAAGGUGGUGCCUCGAAAGCCGAUGGUGGUGGCUGCAGGUGGAGACGGGAGAGUGGUGCUUUGCAAGCCAAUGUUGGUGGCUGCAGGUGGAGACAGGUGGUUGGGGCUUUGUAAGCCGAUGGUGGUGGCUGCAGGUGGAGAUGGGAGGGUGGUGCUUUGCAAGCCGAUGGUGGUGGCUGCAGGUGGAGACAGGUGGGUGGUGCAUUGCAAGCCGAUGAUGGUGGCUGCAGGUGGAGACGGGAGGGUGGUGCUUUGCAAGCCGAUGGUGGUGGCUGCAGGUGGAGACAGGAGAGUGGUGCAUUGCAAGCCGAUGUUGGUGGCUGCAGGUGGAGACAGGUGGUUGGGGCUUUGUAAGCCGAUGGUGGUGGCUGCAGGUGGAGACACGUGGGUGGCGCGUUGCAAGACAAUGGUUGUGGCUGCAGGUGGAGACAGGUGGGUGGCGCUUUGCAAGCCGAUGGUGGUGGCUGCAGGUGGAGACAGGUGGGUGGUGCUUUGCAAGCCGAUGGUGGUGGCUGCAGGUGGAGACGGGACGGUGGUGCGUUGCAAGCCGAUGGUGGUGGCUGCAGGUGGAGACGUGAAGGUGGUGGAGACGUGA
This is a messenger RNA of Melanotaenia boesemani (Boeseman's rainbowfish), 1293 nucleotides long. RefSeq lists its product as uncharacterized. Bases 1 to 1293 code for a protein of 430 amino acids. The record is from RefSeq and is a predicted model, not a curated record. NCBI's taxonomy places the organism in Eukaryota, Metazoa, Chordata, Actinopteri, Atheriniformes, Melanotaeniidae. The transcript is spliced from 9 exons.